Messenger RNA from Aspergillus melleus, 4779 nucleotides. RefSeq lists its product as uncharacterized. Gene Ontology annotation, biological process: transmembrane transport; lipid transport. Bases 1 to 4779 code for a protein of 1592 amino acids. The record is from RefSeq and is a predicted model, not a curated record. Gene Ontology annotation, cellular component: membrane; intracellular membrane-bounded organelle. The transcript is spliced from 10 exons. Gene Ontology annotation, molecular function: ABC-type transporter activity; ATP hydrolysis activity; ATP binding. Lineage: Eukaryota; Fungi; Ascomycota; Eurotiomycetes; Eurotiales; Aspergillaceae.
AUGGCUCGUCCAGUACAAUUCCGCCGUCUUUAUAACCAAACCUUUACACUCAUUCAUAAGAAUCUUCUCAUAUCCUUCAAGUCCCCUAUCGCGACCAUUGUUAAGACACUCCUUCUACCGAUUAUCAUUACCAUCAUUUUUGUCUACCUGAAAGAGAUUCAAACGGACCUUGACUCAUCCAAUGGAAUCACACGCAGCGGACAGCCGGUCCUGGACCUCGCAGAUGCCAUUGAUCUCAGUUCCUCGCAACGGCUGGUCUUUGUGAUUAAUGGGAUCAGGGACAAGCGGCUCAUCGACAUUUUAGAAGAUAUCCGAGAUGCACCAGGCAUGAAAGGUCGUGAAGUCAGGAUUAUAGAUGAGCCAAAUGGGCUGUACAAUAACUGCAGACAGUCGAUUCAUGGAACCAGCGAAUGCUUUGCCUCAGUCAUGUUCACCACCUUCAACGCAACCCAUGCCGAAUACAACAUCGCAAUCGACGAGGACGCUAUAAAGAACACUCCCUACAGCUACAGACCCGGACAGUCCGCUCUGUCGAGGCGCGUUCUACCGAUUCAAUGGGCGCUGGACUCACGAAUUGGCGGGUUCACCUCUGCGAAGAAACCAACCGAGAGAAUGUUCAGUGGUUAUUUCGACGAAUCUGGCACCAGUGGGACUGAUGUGCCAACUGAAGUAUACUGGCUCUCCAUCGUCAGUUAUUUCGCCGCUCCUUUAUUUGUGUUCCUUCUCUUAGUUGCAACCUACCAUGUCAGCAGCUUCGUGGCAGGAGAGCGACAAAACUCGGUCGCGGAACUUCUUAUGGCGCAGGGCGUCGGCACAAUUCCUCGCGUUUUAUCGAAUAUACUCUCAUUCUGCAUUCUCUAUGUUCCAGGGGUCAUCAUUUCUUCGCUGAUGCUCGGCGAGCUGCUUUUCAAAAAGACAUCCACGGGGCUUUUUUUCAUCCUCAUGCUUCUCGCCUGCUUCUCAUUCAUUGUUUCGGCCCACUGCAUGGGGUCCCUCUUUGCGAAAUCCUCGACAGCCGGCCUGUGCACUUGCAUCCUCACAUUCAUUCUCGGAGUCGCGUCGGUCGCACAGAGUUUGACCUCCUUCCGGAGCCCAGGAGAAAUAGCCGGCCUCUCGUUUGUCUUUCCUUCCUACGCAUGGGCGACCCUCAUCCGAGACAUCGCGACAGCCGAGUUCACGGAGCGAGCCUUCCCGGAUAUGCAAGCGCAGGAGCAAUCGCAGGCUAUAAAUGGAUAUCUUUUUCUCCUUAUUUUCAUCUUUCACGUAUUCGUCUACGGAGCGAUUACAUUCCUCGUGGAAUAUUUUCGAUGGGGUGUUCCACAACAACGCGAAUGGACGGUGUCCUCGGAUGAGGUGGCCCUACGAUUAGGGCAUCUAUCGAAGACGUUCAAGGGCGGUAAAAAGGCUGUAAAUGAUUUGAGUUUCGAAGUGCAGAAGGGCUCUGUUACCUUCUUGCUGGGUCCGAAUGGAAGUGGGAAGACCACCGCGCUCAAAUGUAUUUCCGGCAUGAUCAAGGUGGACCAAGGCUCUAAGAUCCAGUUCAGUCGGGAAGGGCAUUCUUUUGGCUUGUGUCCACAGAUUAAUGUCCUUUGGGAUGUGCUCACGGUGAACGAACAUGUGCGUAUCUGGGCGAAACUCAAGACUGCCGGGAGCGAUAUGUCGGUCAUUAAAAAUGCAGAUGAUGUGAUCGCCGAAUGCGGUCUCACAGGGAAAGCUCAUGCAGCAUCUGAGACGCUCAGUGGUGGGCAGAAACGUCGACUGCAACUGGCUAUUGCAUUUGCGGGUGGAUCGCAGGUGUGCUGCAUAGAUGAAGCAUCCAGUGGACUGGAUCCAUUAUCUCGUCGAAAUAUCUGGAAUAUUGUCCAGGAAGGGCGACGUCACCGAACUACUGUUCUAACUACUCACUUCCUAGACGAGGCGGAUGUUCUCGCCGACCACAUUGUUAUUAUGUGCAAAGGGCGCCUGGUGUGUCAGGGCUCUAGCACUUCGCUCAAGUCGCAAUACGGCGACAGCUACAGAAUUCGCAUGGGUGACGACGGCGAAAUCGCCUGCAAGGCGGCAACGUCCGCAGAAGCUACUCAAAAGGUACUCGAACUUGAGAGGAUACGAGAUGGCCUUGCCUGCCAUGUCACCUUCCCUACCCUUGAGCAGGUCUUCUUAAAGACCACCUCGGAAUACGGCACUGCUGUCAACGCAAUCGGUGGUGAUGGCGUUGUCGGGGAGCAGGAGACAGCCGAGGAUUCAAUCACGCCCGUUGAAGAUAAGAUUCUCGCCAUGGAGAGUGAAUAUGCCGGUCAGGACCUGGACCUGGAUGUCGGACGCUCAGUAGGAGCUUUCCGACAGAUAUGGGUGCUCUUCCGAAAGCGUUGCCAGUUGCUCAUGCAGUGGUCUGGACUGACUGUGUACGCGGUCAACCUUAUCAUCCCGAUUCUGGUCGCAGUGGCCUUGACCAAUGGCUUGUAUGAUUGGAAGGCCCUCGACACGUGCGAGAAUGCGUACCAGAGGUAUGAACAUCCCAGUGGGGCUGAAUUUGCUCCGUUGAUGGAGGCGAUGACGCCGAUGAUUCCGAUGGUUACGGGAAAGGUCUCUGCUGGCAUCCUGGGGCCACAGCGGGCAGUUUCUGGCGCUGUUCAGGAUGCGCUCUAUGUUGAAAACAUUGCGUCGAUGUUCUCCGGGUCCCAGUCCCAAACUUUGAAAAGCAGAACCCUUGUCAACAGCCAAGAUGAUUUUGAGAAAGCUAUGUUCAAAAGCGGCGGCAAUGUCCCUUUCGGCAUAUACGCUCCUACGCCGGAUAACGCUAUCUUUUACCAUGAUGCAAGCUCGUACUAUGCUGCAAACGGAAUCGAUGGCUUCAGCUUCCUGACGAAUCGACUUGCCAACUCGACAGCGAACAGUCAGGCCAGGCUAGUCUCGACAACCCUGCGGACGUUUCGCCAUAUAGUGCCGGUGCAUGACUGGAGGAAUAUGCCUAUCGCAAUUCUAAUAGUAGUCGCCUUCAUGGCAGCUGUAUCGACGACUGCCAUAUAUCCAAUGUAUGAGCGAGUCUCCAAAGUCCGGGCUCUGCAAUAUAGCAAUGGUGUCUCCCCGUUCGCACUCUGGACCGCCUAUCUUCUAUUCGAUUUCCAGUUCAUUCUUAUCGAAGCUCUGGUCAUCUACGGACUCCUUUUCGUCAACCCGAUCAACCAUGUCUGGUACCGACCGGAUUGCAUUUUCGGCGCGUUUAUUCUGUUUGGAAUUGCAUCCUACCUCGGUGCAUAUCUCAUUUCCAACAUGGUUCGUCGCGGAGGUUUCUUCGCGGCGUUGUCAAUUCAUAUUGUACUGUUUGUCGUCUACUUUAUCUCCUACGUCGCGAACCAGUAUAGUGGCUCGGUAGAUUCUCGACAAGACAUCUACGACUCUCUCCAAGCCGGCCUUGGUCUCAUCGCUCCGGCUGCAAAUCUCGCCCGCGCCCUCUUCAUCGGCAUGAACACGUUUGAUGUCCUCUGCGGAAAGUUCGGAGACCGAGAUACCUCCUACCCUUUUGCUUACGAACUUUAUGGCGGUGUCUACGCAAACCUGACUUACCAAUGCCUCUUUCUCAUUGGUUGCCUAGCGCUUUAUGAGUACGGCAGCACAGACUGGCUCAGACCCUUGUUUUUCUGGCGUCGAAAGCUUCCCGCGAGAGUACAUCAUAGAGUGGACGAUACAGAGAUGACUUCCUUUGAGAGCACGCGGAAUAUUAUCGGCGGGGAGAGAUCGCAGUGCGUGCCAGACAAUGCAAUCCUCGAAGUCGAUCGCGUCAGCAAAUACUUCGGGAGCUCGUUCGCUACCCAGAAUGUCUCGCUUUCCAUCUCGUCGAACGAAACUCUCGCACUGCUGGGUGGGAACGGUGCCGGUAAGACGACUACUAUUAAUAUGAUUCGUGGGGAACUGAAACCCGACUACGGAAAUAUCUUGGUGAAUGGUAUCUCGAUGUCACGACAACCUGGACAAGCGAGGUUGCAUAUCGGGGUGUGUCCGCAGGACGAUGCGGCUGAUAAUUUGACCGUGAGGCAAACGUUGGAAUUUUAUGCCGCUGUUAAGGGGCUGCAAAGGGUCAAAGAGAACGUGGAUGAAGUCAUGAAUGCGUUGGAUAUCACGCAGUACCAGAAGGUGGCGGCGAAGGCGUUGAGCGGUGGAACUAAAAGGAAGUUGACAGUUGCGAUCGCUUUACUUGGGAACCCGUCUCUGAUUCUACUCGACGAGCCCUCGACCGCACAAGAUGCAGGCGCGAAGCGGAUUCUAUGGCGGGCACUGAAACGGAUUCGUACCAACAGAGCUAUCCUGCUCACAACCCAUAGUAUGGAAGAGGCUGAAGCGCUGGCUUCAAGCGUUGCGAUUAUGCGAACUCGACUGCUCGUUUCCGGGACGCUAAACUCCCUCAAUGACACCUAUGGCGGUGCUUUCCGGUUACGAGGUGUGCGCUGCGAAGACGUCGGUACUGAAAUGGCCAAGCACGAAGUCACGAGGUCCUUCACGAAGGCAGGUCUUCAUGCUAUGAAGUAUUCUGAUAUGAGAGGAUUGAUCCAAUUCUUUGUCAAGUACGAGAAGCGCAAUUUGGGACAGAUUAUGUCCAUCAUGGAGGGUUUAAAGGGAAGUCCGCCGACCAUGGGUAGCCAAGCUCAUGCCGGCAGCGCUGGGUCUUUGACCUCAGGAACGAAGACGAUGAAGGUGUUUGAGGAGUAUACCUUGAUUGAACCGACUUUGGAGGAAGUUUUCAUGAAUGUUGUUCAAGAAGCCGAGGAUUCUGAAGGACUGUGA